AUGCCCUUCUCUCUUGGACGAGCAAUUAGCAACCUCACUCAUCACCACCCAACUAAUCCCGCACACCUAAAAAUGGCUUCUGCAUCUCUGUCGCCUCUCCACCCCGAGGUCCGCCUCAUCCCCCGUCUGUCUCAGAACCGUGGACAUGCCAACCACGGUUGGCUUAAGACCUUCCACACUUUCUCCUUCGCGAUGUACUACGACCCGAAGUUUGAGGGCUUUGGUUCGCUCCGUGUUAUCAACGAAGACCGCGUCGAGCCCGGUGAAGGCUUCGGCACUCAUCCUCACCGUGAAAUGGAGAUCUUCUCCUACAUUGUGGGCGGUGAACUUGAGCACAAAGAUAGCAUGGGCAACGUUGAAAUUAUGAAGCGUGGCGACGUUCAAAUGACCAGUGCCGGGACUGGUAUCCGUCACUCUGAAUACAACCGCAACAACAAGGAGCAGGUUCACUUCUUGCAGAUUUGGUUGCUUCCCAACAAGAGCCGACUCACACCCUCCUACUAUACCCGCCACUUCACUGAUGCAGAGAAGCGCGACAACCUCCUCAAAGUCGUAGCCCCUGUUGAUGCAUCUGAUGUUUCGGACGCGCGUGAGGGAAGCGGGCCGACUCCCGUACACGCUCAACUAUCCGUCUAUGCGUCAAUCCUUUCUCCUGGAAAGACCGUGACGCAUACUUUCCCUGAACCGGCCGCUGGCCAACCCGCUCGCAAGGCAUACGUCCACGUUAUCCAGACUUCUGGAUACAACACCGAAGCCUCCAAGGGCGCCAAGGUUCAACUAAACGGGGGCCUGGAGCUUGGUGAAGGAGAUGGCGCUUUUGCUGGCGCACGUGGUGGCGAGAAGAUUCAAAUCGAAAACAACGGAGACCACGAUGCAGAAGUUCUCGUUUUCGACUUGGAGUAG
Rhizoctonia solani is the source of this 903-nucleotide messenger RNA. RefSeq names its product pirin domain-containing protein. Lineage: Eukaryota; Fungi; Basidiomycota; Agaricomycetes; Cantharellales; Ceratobasidiaceae. The coding region runs from base 1 to 903 and encodes 300 amino acids. The transcript has 5 exons. The record is from RefSeq and is a predicted model, not a curated record.